Messenger RNA from Closterium sp. NIES-65, 1575 nucleotides. The record is from the annotation of a GenBank genome assembly. Lineage: Eukaryota; Viridiplantae; Streptophyta; Zygnematophyceae; Desmidiales; Closteriaceae.
AUGUUCAACGAUCGAUCCGUGCCUGACAUGCAGGUUCGGCAGCUGGUUCGGGGUACGGGAAGCGAGGCGACCGCUAGCGCGUGGAACGGAUCGCGAACGCGAUGGGCGGCCGGCACGGCGGACGGCGCGCUGCAGAUCUGGGAGCGCUGCGACGACGGCGCGGAGCGCGGACCGCUGAGCCUUUCCGCGAGCUGGCAGCUGGGGGGAAGCGGCGGAGGGGAAAAAACAGUGACCCUCCCGUCCCCUCUCCCUCCCGCCUUUCCCCAUACCCCACUUCCCCCCAGCAGCAGCAGCGCACGUGGUUUGGGCGCCACAGGAGUUCGGGGGAAAGCUGGCUGUGGCGUGCAGGGGGGGUGCACGUGGGGUGGGCGUGUAGCAUUUGGGCAACAAAGCCCUCUACCCGCGGCUCGCCCUCCUUUUCCCUUCCUCCUUCUCCCCCGCUUGCCCCCAGCAGCAGCAGCGCACGUGGUGUGGGCGCCACAGGAGUUGAUUUUUGAGUCGACUCAAAAAUCAACUCGUGGUGUGGGCGCCACAGGAGUUCGGGGGAAAGCUGGCUGUGGCGUAAAGGGGGAAUGCACCUUCUGUGGGCCCUGCAGCAGCUUGGAAUCAAUGCCCUCUUCCCGCCCUUUCCCUUUUCACCCUUCCCCACUUGCCCCAGCAGCAGCAGCAGCAGCGCAUGUGGUGUGGGCGCCGCAGGAGUUCGGGGGAAAGGUGGCUGUGGCGUGCAGGGGGAGCAGCCGCGUGCACAUCUGGGGGGAGGUUGGGGGCGCGGGGGACGGGGAGGAUGGGCGGAACAGGGCCAGGGGGGGAAACGGGGGGGAUGGGGGGAGUGGAGGGAGUGGGGGCGGCAGGGAAGAGCGGAAUGGGGAGGAGAGGAAUAGAGAAGGCGGGCAAGACACUGAAAUGGGAGGAGGAGGAGGGGGCGGAAGGGGAGGAGGGGGCGGAAGGGGAGGAGGGGCCGAAGCUGACCAAUCAGGAGCAGGUGGAGGUACCCGGUGGCGGCAGGUGGCAGUGGUGGAUGUGGGAAACAUGCUGCUGAAUUCUCUGAAUGGGGCUGCUACUAAUGGUAGUGCUGCUGCAGCUGCUCCCAGUGCUGCUGCUGCUGUGUUGGCUCUGGCGUUUGCACGCAGCACUUUCACCGACCCUCUGCUGCUGGUGGCAGUGACAUCGGAAGGGAGAAUGGUGGUGCAUCGCUGCAACGACUGCCUCGCCCUCUCUCAUUGGUUGCUUGAGGCUGACGUGGCACUGUUUCCAUACGCUGACGUCAGCAUGGGCAAGGAGCUGCUGUCACGUGCGAUCAUAGCCGUCCAUCCGUCCACGCGUGCGUUCGGCCAAUCACCAGCUGUAGCCAUUGCCACGUGUGCAGCAGCAGGCAGCAGCAGCAGCAAGGGUGUCAGCAACACUGCUAAGGUGUGGGUGCGCAGUGAUCGCUACAUGCACUGGCAUGCCAUAGCAGACCUCCUACCAGCCGCCUCUGCUACCACAGCGGCCAAUCAAUCGUUGCCACCUGUCACGAGCAUCGCUUGGGCGCCCACCCUAGACAGGCAUGCCUCUCCUUGCCCUGUACGACUGUAG